AUUCGUGUGAAAUGAAGGCAUGCAGUAUAUUAACUCGCAAUAACGAUUAGAGUUAUAUGUUGAUUGUCGGAGAGAGCAGUCGUGCUUAGCAAGCGUUUUCGUGCGCAUUUACAUAAGAUUUCAUACAAAGAUCCACAUUUUGAUUAUAUCAAACCACAGUUAAGAUACAUCAAAUUAUCUCGCAGAAUCAGUAAAAUUUCAAGUUUCUCUACAAGUUUCGUAUUCAUUCACCGUUUUUAAGAUCGAAGGAAAAUGAACGAAAUAAUGAUAUGGGCGAUCGUUUUGGCAACACUGUUACCCGGAAUCUUGAUGGGGCCAGUUGAAACAUUGAGAUCGAACAAUUCAAUUGGCAACAUGUACAAGGAGAAAAUGGAUCUUUUGCCGACAUGUAAAAGGGUCCUCAACAGCAUUUGCGAAAAAUCCAGUCUAAUAGGGUGCAAUGACACCGUGGCACAGAUAGAAAAGCGAUUGGCAAGUAUUCCAUCAAACAGUUGUGACGAAACUACAGUGAGACCACCAGAAAUCGAAAAAGAAAUUCGGCACACACUUGACCAACUGAACAUCAAGAAGGUCUUAAAUGACAUAAAAAAGCUGGGAGCUAAUUUACUAGCUACUGAAUCGAUGAAUAACACAUUUGUGCCGUUGUCAAGGGAUAUCAACGAGGCUAUUGACACAUUGGAGCAAGUAUCAUCAAAGUGCUCCGAAAUUGUGCCAAACCAGUCAAAUAUACUGAAACAAAUUUUCAUCGGUUUAGUAGUAGUGCUUGCAAUUGCUAUGGCCUUGGUGUUCCUCAUAGAAUGUAUGGGUGUUCAAUGUGAUGUAAACAAUAACGCUGGUGCUAAUGCACAUAAUAACAUUCCACUACGAGCACUCAAUGGACCCGACGAAACAGCACCAAUAGGCUGAUAUUGCCAAAAAAAAACCGGCAAAGCCUUUGGUUCCAAAUGACAUCGAUAAUUCUUCGGCGAAUGGACGCACUUGAGAAUUACCAUACCCAUUCAUUUCAUUCGAUUUUGCUUCAUGCAACAGAACUCAGUUGAAAUUGGAGCAAUUUGAGUGUUAUGAAAAAGGACCGUUCCAGCGAAACGAAAUGCUCAUCGAAAUCAACAUGUGAACGUUUGCUAACACGUACUCCAUUGCAUCGACAAUCAACGUAUAACUCUCUAGGGGUUUUCAAUUCGUUCCAUUGAAAGCCCCUAUAGUGUAAAAUCUACACAACUUUAACAUCUACUUGAACGACUCAUCAACGAAUAGUUCUAAAUCCUCACAAAUCGCCAAAGAAAAUAUUGUUCAACUCACCGGCAACCGUUCUUUCACAAGUUCAAAUCCGUGAAAUGUUCUGAAAGGAGACUAAACACAUUUUUCUGGCUAAUUGCAAUAAUAAGAUCUUGCAUUGUGAGGCAUACAAUUGAACAUUUUAUAAAAUUUAGACAAAAAAUUCUAUUGUGAAUACUUCAUUACAUUCAGAUCUGUUAAAAUUAGAAUCACUUGAAUUGAAAAUUUGUUCACAUGAAAUAAGUUUUACCAGACAAUUCUCAUAGUCAUAGUCAUAAUCAAUUUGAGUUUUUAAGACUGAACAAUUGUAUUCUAAUGUUUAGAAUGAAUGAAAACACAAUAUAUGAAAAUAACCAAUGGAGUUUUAUUUAACGAUUUCAGAACAAGUUUCCGAUUGGUUUUCCCAAGGGGCGAAUUGCUACUGAAAAAUUGAAUUCAGUAGUUUUCAGUGGUUUUCAGGAUUUUCAGUGCUCAAUGUAUUAGUAUAUGAAAGUACUGAAAAUGGCAUCAAUUUUCGAGGAGAAAAAUGAAUGGAUGGCAGAUCUGUUAAAACAAAUUUCAACUGUCAAAAAUCCCGAUCUAUUUUGAUACUGAAAACACUGAAAAGUACUUUUCAGUAGUGAUUUGCCCCUUGGGUUUUCCUCGAAUUUUUUUUUCUCCAAAAUUGGGUUCAUUAGGUCAACCGAUGCAAAUGGCUUGAAAAUCCAGCCAGCUUUCGAUGGCUUCGUCAAUUUGUCGUUUGUGGUCAUUUGUCUUGUUGACAAACGAAUUAUUCUACCGCACUGCUAUUCAAAAACACAAAUCUGUUCCUUACUUCAAACCUCUUCAAACGAAUAAGAAAACAAAUGCGAAAUUACCUGCAAAAUUCUCAAAAUAAUCAUCAUACUACAGUUCAAAUCAAAUUUGUGGACAGACGGUCUGCAUGACAAUUAGUUUUUUCACAAACAUCAUGGACUUCCAUGCUAUUGAACUCCUGAAAACAUGAUUUAAAUAAAUUUAAAGAAAAAAUAAGAAAUAUUGAUGAUUCAUGUAGAAAAGCACUUUACUUUCUCGCCUGUUGUGGUUUUUUUUUCACAAUUUUAUCAUAAUCAUAAACAACUAUCAACAUUCGUAAUCAACAAUAAAACUUUUCAAGACGAACCAAAAUUCGAUGAUGAAAUUUUGUAUGAUUUUUAUUCAAAUGGGGAAUGAGCGAUAAAGUAGAAUGACCAGAUGUAAAUCAUUUAAAUAGACUAAUUUCAUUGAGUUGCGUUCAACAUCGAGAAGAUCGAAGAUAUUGACUUCGGAAGUAUAAUAGAUUUGAUUGAAUUGUUCUUGUUAUCACCUAAAUGUCUAUCAAUUUGAUAUUUUAUUGUCACUUUCCCUGUCAAAUGACUUGAUUUUUUUUUUUGGAAAGAGAUCAAAGAUAAUUUCUAGUUGGUAUAAAAGAAAUUGGAUCGAAAAUUCGAAUUUAGUCUGUGUCUACGUGUAGAGUCAGUUUGUGAUGAAAUGAAGAUCUUCAUUGCUUUAGUUAUAGUUUGUGGUGUGGUUUUAGCUACAAUUUCAGCAGCUUCUCAAAAAGAUUUUCCAUCAGAACAACAAUCAGUGAGUGAAUAUCGAAAACCUUCAGAAACAUCGCAUCCAGACGCCCAACAGCCGACGCAUUUUCGACCCGGCGAAGUUUUGAAUCAAUUUGCUGGAGCCGUCGGUGAAGUAAUCAGUGAUCCAGCUGUUUUAGUCGCAUUGGCAUUCUAUCCGAUCGCGUGUGCAAUUAGAGAAGGUGGUUGUAGGACAGGCAUAAAUUUUGAUGGAAUGUUAAAUUUUAAUUUGACUUCCUUGAACGGUGAUAUAGAACAGUUGAACGAGCAGGUUAAAAAUGAUGGAGAUGUUGAUGUGACAGACAAUGGUGAAUUUAAACCUUUGCAUGAUGCUUUUGAACAUGGCAAUGCAAAAAUUGUAAAAAUCUUCCUUCAAAAUGGUAAAAUUGCCGAGGAUGGAACACAUGAAGAUGAAGAGGAAAUUCUAAAAAUACUACUGAAGGCUAAUGAUGAAUCGAAGAAAAAUGAAGUGAUACGAUGAAGCUCGUUUUAAAAACAAUGUUAAAAGCAUUUAAAUCUAUGAUAAAUUUAUGAAUUGAAUAAAAAAAACUGACUCAAAAAGCGAUAAUUUGCCAUCAAUGAACACAGAAAUUUCAUCUAAAUCUGAAUUAGCAAAUCGGACAAAGGUCAAUGUGAAACUCACUUUCAUAUGAAUUGCGA
Messenger RNA from Sitodiplosis mosellana (orange wheat blossom midge), 3512 nucleotides. RefSeq lists its product as uncharacterized. The transcript has 9 exons. The record is from RefSeq and is a predicted model, not a curated record. Lineage: Eukaryota; Metazoa; Arthropoda; Insecta; Diptera; Cecidomyiidae. The coding region runs from base 2764 to 3333 and encodes 189 amino acids.